UUCUGGCUCAGUCGCACAGCGGCGCGGUGGCUGCCGGAAGCAGCUCCGCAGUGGUUGCCGGGAUCGUGCUGAUGUGGCCCUCCCCUUCCCCCUCCCCGUCCCGGGAUGUCGGAAGAAACCCGACAGAGCAAAUUGGCUGCGGCCAAGAAAAAGUUAAGAGAAUAUCAGCAGAAGAACAGCCCUGGUGUUCCUGCAGGAGCUAAGAAAAAAAGAAAGAUUAAGAAUGGCAGUAGCCCUGAGGCAACCACUUCUGGUGGUUGUCCCUCGCCUAAGGAUAUUCAGGACAUUCUGAAGGUGCUGGUGUCCGACCUUAACCGCUCCAAUGGGGUAGCGAUCCCCCCAUUGGACAAAUGGAAGGCGCCCAAAGACCACGCUGCUCCUGUUUCACCAUCUGCUGAUGACACCAUGUCACCUGGCGGUGUCACUUCCCCCAGUGCUAGUCCCCCCCGUGUCACUAGCAUGGCAUCAACUCAGAACCAUGAUGUUGAAAAUGGUCCUCUUACCAUGGAUGAAAGCACAUCUUUCUCAUCCACCGAGAGCCUGCGACAACUAUCUCAGCAGCUCAACGGGCUUGUAUCUGAGUCUACAUCUUACAUCAAUGGGGAGGGCCUAUCAUCUCAUAAUAUAAAGGAACUGGAGAGCCGGUACCAAGAACUAUCAGUAGCCUUGGACUCCAGCAAUCUAAAAAACAAACAACUCAGUAGCAAGAUAGAGGAAUUGAAACAAGAGAACCAAGAGGCUUUGGAUCAACUUGAAAAGGAGAAGAAGGGAUUUGAGCAAAAGCUUGCGAAGGAACAAGGGGCUCUAAGAGAACAGCUGCAGGUCCACAUUCAAACUAUUGGGAUUCUAGUGUCUGAGAAGUCAGAAUUACAGUCAGCUCUGGCUCACACCCAACAGGCAGCCAGACAAAAAGCAGGAGAGUCGGAGGAUCUCGCUAACCGCCUGCAGUCUUCCAGGCAGCGCGUGGGAGAGCUGGAGCGGACGCUCUCUGCCAUCUCCGCGCAGCAAAAGCAGGCCGACAGGAGCAACAAAGAAUUAACCAAGGAGCGAGAUGCCCUCAAGCUGGAGUUAUACAAGCACAACAAAAACAAUGAGGACCUGAAGCAGCAGAACUUGGAGCUGGAGGAGAAGCUGCGGGUCAUAGUGAGCGAGAAGGCGGCCAUACAGCUGGGGACAGAUGAGCUGCAGAAGAAGCUGGAGAUGUCGGAGCUGCUGCUGCAGCAGUUUUCUAAUCAACCUACGCAUGGUAGCAGCGAGCAGUUACAGCAGGCCCUGGAAGACCGGGCACAGCUGGAGACCCACGUGCAGCUGCUGAAAGAUUCACUGCAGCAGCUGAAGAUGGAGAGAGACCUGUACGUGGCAAAUAUGAAAGAAGAAAACGCCAUCUGGCAGCAGAAGAUGGAACAAAUGUCAGAGCAGGUGUGCAAGUUGAGGGAAGAAAAGGAGCACAGCAUGAGUCAGGUGCAGGAGCUGGAGGCCAGCUUGGCUGAACUGAGGAGCCAGAUGGCUGCGUGCCCACCCCAGGAGUCCCCAGAAGGGCCCUCGGAAGCAGAACAACUGCUUCAAGAGGAGGCCGAGCAGCUACAUAAGGAGCUGGAGAGCCUGGCAGGGCAGCUGAAGGAACAGGUGAAAGACAAUGAAAGUCUAAGUCGCCUGAAUCAGGAGCAAGAGCAGCGGCUGCUGGAGCUGGAGCGGGCAGCUGAGGAGUGGGGGGACCAGGCGGAGGAGCGCAAGCAGAUUCUGGAGAGCAUGCAGAACGACCGCACCACCAUCAGCCGCGCGCUCUCCCAGAACCGCGAGCUCAAGGAGCAGCUGGCCGAGCUGCAGAAUGGAUUUGUCAGGCUGACCAAUGAGAAUAUGGAAAUUACCUGCGCGCUGCAGUCAGAGCAGCACGUCAAGAAGGAGCUGGCCAAGAAGCUGAGUCAGCUACAGGAGAAGUUGGCGGAACUGAAGGAGAAGGUGGAGGCAAAGAACCAGGAGGCUCAGGGGCUGGAACAGCAGAGGGACCAGUACCUGAACCACCUGCAGCAGUACGUGGCUGCCUACCAGCAGCACGUGGCCGCCUACCAGCAGCUGGCCUCUGAGAAGGAGCUGCUGCACAAGCAGGUGCUGCUGCAGACCCAGCUCAUGGACCGGCUGCAGCACGAGGAGGUACAAGACAAGAUGGCGAUGGAGAUGGCCCACCAGGCAUUGCAGGAGACCCAGGGGCUCCUGGAAGCUGCCAACCAGGAGAACCAGCAGCUACAGGCCCAGCUGAAAAUCAUAGCUGCACCCGGGGAAGGAGAUGGACCAGACAGCGAGGAGCAGGAUGAGGAGGCUCCCCGGCCAAAACUGAGCAUGCCGGAGGACCUAGAGAGCCGAGAGGCCAUGGUGGCAUUCUGUAACUCGGCCUUAGCCAGUGCUGAAGAAGAGAAGGCGCGGCUUCGUGAGCAGCUGAAGGAGCAGAAGCUUCGCUGCCAGCGCCUGGCUCACCUAGCCAACCCAUCCCAGGAUGGAGUGGAGAAGGAGGCCCAAGCCCCCGGGACCAGGGAGGGCAGUGUGCCUGCAGAAACCCACCAGGCCCUCCAGGAGGCCAUGGACAAGCUGCAGGGCCAAUUUACAAAGAUUAUGCAGGAGAAAGUGGAUCUGAAGGAGCGGGUCGAGGAGCUAGAACAUCGCUGCAUCCAGCUCUCGGGAGAGACAGACACUAUUGGAGAGUACAUUGCUCUUUAUCAGAAUCAGAGGGCAGUGCUGCAGGAGCGGCACCGGAAGAAGGAGGAGUACAUUAGCCGGCUGGCUCAGGACAAGGAGGAGAUGAAGGUGAAGCUGCUGGAGCUCCAGGAACUGGUGUCACGCUUGAUGGGUGAGCGUAAUGAAUGUUACGGCAAGUUCCUGGCUGCCCAGAACCCUGCUGGGGAGCCCACUACAGCACCUUCAGCCCCCCAGGAGCUUGGCACUACUGACAACCAGGGUGGUCUCCGGGAGGUGAGCCUUGUGGACAACAUGGAGCCCACCCAAGGGCAGGCCCUGGUGGGCCAGACUGCUCCUGAGAACCUCACUGCACAGCAGAUCAUGCAGCUGCUGCGUGAGAUCCAGAACCCACGGGAGUACCCAGGCUUGGGCAGCAAUUCCUGCAUUCCUUUCUUCUACCGGGCGGACGAGAAUGACCAGGUGAAGAUCACCGUGGUCUAAAUGCCUGACGCUAGCAGGCAACAACCAGAGACAUGGGGUCAGGGGCUCUGCCUCCACCCAUCCCUGCCACCCUGUCACUCCUUCCCACCCCUCCUUCCCAGUCACCCUUUAUCCCUAAACUAGCAAGCAAUCCCCUGAAAAGGGGUGUAAGCCCCCUCUCUAAUGAGGGGGGACAAAUAGGUGCAGACCCCUGGCCAUUUGGGCUGUGUCUUCAUCUCUGGGCUAUUAAUAGUUCCAGAAAAACUGAGCCAGAGAGGCUCAAAAAAGGCAGUUUAUUUAGGAGGCUGCUCUUCUCAGGGAGCAAGGGCUCCCUGGUGGCCUCCUCACCCCCACCAAGCAGUCCUUCAUUCAGAGGGGCUCAUGCAUCCUCUAUUCAGAGGCACUUUGGGGCACAAGUGCCCCCACCUUGUUCAGCUAGACAACUGGACAGUACUCGCACAGGCCUUGGGACAAUUGGGGCAAACCCAGGCCAGGCAAGGACAUAAGCUGGUGGCGGAGUGGGCUCCCUCCCCAGUGUUUAUACUGUAACUGUGUAACAUUUUGUAUAUUCUGGAGGUAGAGCAGCCCCCUGUAUCAUAGUUGAGGUUGGAGCUGGUAAAUGGGGAGGAGGUUCUAUUAAAUAUUUGGGGCUGGGGAAACUUAUUUAUUGAUAGUAUAGGAGAGAGAGAGGAGGUGGAGGCGGGGACGGGUUUGUUCCCGGGUGAUUCGACUCCUGUUUGUUUCACUUUUUAUUUCAGAAUAAAUGGAUUUAGCCAUA
Messenger RNA from Camelus dromedarius (Arabian camel), 3928 nucleotides. RefSeq names its product golgin A2 (gene GOLGA2). Gene Ontology annotation, molecular function: protein binding. Bases 106 to 3171 code for a protein of 1021 amino acids. Gene Ontology annotation, cellular component: Golgi apparatus; cis-Golgi network; Golgi cisterna membrane. Lineage: Eukaryota; Metazoa; Chordata; Mammalia; Artiodactyla; Camelidae. The transcript has 27 exons. Gene Ontology annotation, biological process: spindle assembly; Golgi organization. The record is from RefSeq and is a predicted model, not a curated record.